UCUUCUAGUAAGAUAAGAGAGCUCUCUUUCUGUCUUUCAUCCAUGGCUAAGGCCUCUUUCAUCUGUCUUUCUCUUUGCUUGUUUCUCUUGUGCACUGGGUCUCUGGCCCAGGUAGGCCGGAGAGAGCAGCAACAGCAAGGCCAGUUCAGUGAGCGGAGCCAGUGCCAGAUCGAGAACCUGAGGGCCCUCGAGCCCGUCCGGCGGGUUGAGUCGGAGGGUGGUGUCAUGGAGUUCUGGGACCAGAAGAACGAGCAGCUCCAGUGCGCCCGUAUGGCCGUGGCUCGCCAAAUCAUCGCACCCAGAGGCCUUCACUUGCCUGAGUACGCCAAUGCGCCCCGGCUCCUAUACAUCGAACAAGGCUCGCCACCCUAACCUCGCUCUCUUCCCUCCAUUUUCAUUUUCUUUAGAU
Magnolia sinica is the source of this 409-nucleotide messenger RNA. RefSeq names its product cocosin 1-like. The coding region runs from base 43 to 372 and encodes 109 amino acids. Lineage: Eukaryota; Viridiplantae; Streptophyta; Magnoliopsida; Magnoliales; Magnoliaceae. The record is from RefSeq and is a predicted model, not a curated record. The transcript has a single exon.